AUGUCAAUCCCGCCGUCUUCAGGUCCUUCUCCAUCAUCUUCAACGUCUCAGUUCACUUACGCAGCGAAUUCUUCCUAUUACGCGCCUUACCAACCUCCACAGCCUUACGCAGCACCGUCUCCUGCUCCAGCGCCGCCGGUAGUACCUAUUCCCGGAGCCACUGUCUAUCCGCAGCCUGUUGGUCCGGUUCCUGCCGUCUACGCUUAUCCUCAGUACCAGCAGGCACAUCAAUUGUUCCAGAGAGAUGCACAGACCAUCACACCAGAAGCCCUUGAGAAUGUGAAAGCUGCAUUGGCAAGUAGCGAAACCGAACACAAAGCGGAAACUAAAAAGAGAGCCAUUCCUCGUAAAGCUGCUGGACAGUCUUGGGAGGAUCCUACUCUUUCAGAGUGGCCAGAAAAUGACUUUCGCCUGUUCUGUGGUGAUCUUGGGAAUGAGGUGAAUGAUGAUGUUCUUUCCAAGGCAUUCGCUCGUUUCCCCACCUUCAAUAUGGCCAAGGUCAUCAGAGAUAAGCGGACUGGUAAAACUAAAGGUUAUGGGUUUGUGAGUUUCUCAAAUCCUGCUGAUCUAGCGGCGGCCCUAAAAGAAAUGAAUGGUAAGUAUGUUGGAAACCGUCCGAUUAAACUAAGAAAGAGCAGCUGGAAAGAGAGAACUGACCAGGAGGCUGCGGAAAGACAAAAGCAUCACAGCAAUAAGAAACAGAAGACAGUGAAGAAGAGCAUACUUCACAAGUGA
Molecule: messenger RNA, 735 nt
Organism: Arabis nemorensis
Lineage: Eukaryota; Viridiplantae; Streptophyta; Magnoliopsida; Brassicales; Brassicaceae
Source: the annotation of a GenBank genome assembly